Messenger RNA from Phlebotomus papatasi, 1647 nucleotides. RefSeq lists its product as uncharacterized. The record is from RefSeq and is a predicted model, not a curated record. The transcript has 2 exons. NCBI's taxonomy places the organism in Eukaryota, Metazoa, Arthropoda, Insecta, Diptera, Psychodidae. Bases 270 to 1616 code for a protein of 448 amino acids.
CCGAUGCAGAAAGACGUGCCUUUUGUGAGAAAAUCAAAUUUAUUCACAAUUAUUAGUAUUUUAUCUUAAAAUUCCUUUCUCUUUAAAUACCUAGUAGUUGCUGUGAACAUUUUAAAGUAUUUUAGUAAAAUAAAGACUGAAAAAAUAGUGAGAAACAAAAACAGACAAAGUUAAGACAAGUUCAGACAAAACAAAACAGAGUGCAUACGAUACAUUUGUGAAAGUUUUAAACAAGAGACAAUAAUUUAUUGAACUUUUAACAAGUAGUGAUGGUUGAUCCUGGGGGCAAUUGCCUCCAGGAUCCUGGGGGCCGCCGCCCUCAGGACCCUGGUGAUCCUGGUGGAACUCAACAAAUUCCUAGAGAACCCAAUCUAUACCUGGAAGGAUUUCACUAUGGGACAUCAUAUCGUGUAGUGAUUUCCAGAAUCGACCCUGCUAAAAAAAUUAACGAUAUGGAUGUUGGGGUUUGCCUCAACAAAAUCUACCCAGCUGGUGAAAUCAUUGAAGUAGCUAAAGUGAACAGGAGAAAUGUUAUUGCAUACUUCAAAACAAAAAAUGGUGCCAAUACAUGUGUGAAUGAAGAGAGAGUGAAACCUUAUGGGUAUAAAUGCUACAUUCCAACUUAUUAUGUAGCAUCAAUGGGAAUCAUCAAUGGAGUGUCUGUCGAGCUCUCUGUGGAGGAACUCCAGGGAAAAAUCCGGACAACAAAUGGGAACGACAUCAAAGUUAAAAGAGUCAUGAGAAUAACGCGCAAAGAGACUGAGAAGGGUGUUGAAACUUUUCAUACAACAGAAAGGAUCAAAGUUCUUUUCCAUGGAACUAUCCUUCCACGGGAAAUUUUCUGCGAAUCAGCAAGACGUUUUGUCAAUUUCCAAACCCGAAAAAUUCUACAAUGCAUGAAAUGCCUCAGAUUCAAUCAUCAUGAACGAUUCUGCAGGGAAGAAAUUGGUAUUUGUCACCAAUGUGGAGAAAUUAAAGGACAUGAGGGUAACUGCACCAAUAAACGAUGCAUUAACUGCUGGAAUAAUGAAAAUAAUUCCCAUUCUGCGACUGAUUCAAACUGCCCAGAAAGGAUUAUUGCCGAAGACAUCAAUAAAAUAAUGGUAGAACAGAAUAUGUCCAGAGGGGAGGCAUAUCGACUGAAAAAUCACCAGAAAAGUGAAGCAAGGUCAUAUGCAAACAUUGUUGCACAAAACAUAUAUGAUGGACUUGACCUAGAGGAGGAAAAUCCAGAACUUAACGCAUUAAACCAAAGGAAGAAGAACAGACCUCCACGGAGAAGAGGAAGAAGGAGGAGUUUCACAAUCAAGGGUUUUAAGAGAAACAUGACACAGGAAACCAAUCAGGGAUCUUCAGAGGAGAAUUUUGAAAUCUCUGACAUUGAUGAGACAUCUAAUACUGAAACUGAAAGAAAUGUACCUGUUGCAUCGACUUCCAAAUUGGAAACAAACCAACAAAACCAGGCUGAUGCCCAAUCAAAUAACCAAGAAGAACAAGCAGCUCGAAUCCUGACUGCCCUCAAGGAAAAGCGUCAACACCCAACAUCAUCGUCAGAUGAACAAACGCAUCAAAUUAGUAAGAAGACCAAAACCUUUGAUUUUAAGAAGAAAGCCUGAAAUAAAGAAGAAGAAGAAGAAGAAGAAAAAA